AUGAAGUUCCCUCUAGGAAGCAUGUCCCUCUGGCUUCUAUGUCUCGUCCAAUGGGCAACUGCAACUACGGUGUUCUUUCCAGUUACCUUGACAUGGUCGGAAAGAACCGUCGCAGGAGUGACUAGGCCGGUGAUUUCGAUGAACGGCCAGUUCCCUGGUCCCCCGCUGCGGAUCAACCAGGGUGAUAAUGUGCAGUUUCUCGUUGACAAUCGGUGCCCAUUCAAUACAACUAUACACUUCCAUGGAAUUGAACAGCUAGGAACUCCUUGGUCUGACGGGGUCCCCGGUGUCUCGCAGAGAUCCAUCAGACCAAACACAUCGUUCCUAUAUAGGUGGACAGCAACCGAGUAUGGAGCAUACUGGUAUCAUGCGCAUCACCGUGGCUCUCUCGAAGAUGGACUUUUUGGACCAAUCUACAUCACCCCCGCUCCAAUGGUAGAAAAACCUUUCAGUCUUAUCACAACCGACCCCGCUCAGUUGGCGGCUAUGAUUCUCGCGGAGAGCGUGACCUGUCCCGUAUUGCUUUCCGAGUGGCGUGUUCUCACGUCGGAGGAGAUCUGGGCUGCCGAGAUGGCCUCUGGCACAGACGCAUUCUGUGCUAAUGCUUUGCUCAUUAACGGCAAAGGGUCCAUCACCUGUCUGCCACGUGCCGAGAUUGAUGCUCUGACAACACCCGUUCAGAAAACGAGCCUGGGUGAUGAUUUAAGAUUAACAGAUAUGGCAUGCUUCCCUCCCAAUAUCACUGAAACGGUAUUCAAUUUCCCACACAACUACGCUGCCAUCCCCCCAACCAUGUUCGAAGGCUGCGUGCCAUCCCAAGGUCCUCAAGAAAUAUUAACUGUCAAUGCAGCCCAUAAAUACGUAAGCUGGGAUCUCACCAGCACAGCCAGCCUGCUAGAGCUCACCUUCUCAGUCGACGAGCACGACAUGUGGGUAUACGCCAUAGACGGACGAUAUAUCCAACCAAGAAGGGUCAACGCAGUCACCAUCCCAAACUCAAACCGUUACUCAGUUUUGAUCCCCCUCACCCAGCCAGCGGGGGACUACGCCGUACGCAUGAUCAGUGCCAGCAUAAACCAGAUCCUCAAUACCACAGCAAUAAUGCGAUACCAUGGCGCGCCCGGACUAACACGCCCAUCCAAUCCGUGGAUCACAAUCAACAACCAACCCGCCACGGAAAACACCGUUUUUCUAGACGAGACCCAGGUCGUCCCAUUUCCGGCGCUCGUCCCUUCCAACAACAUAGCACAAACCUUCUUCCUGAAUAUCGACCAAGUCGGCAACGCCUUCCGCUGGAGACUCGGUAACACCAGCUACGGUCUCGAUCUCGAGGAGGCACAGCCCUUGCUCUUCAACCAGAACUCCAUUCCUCAAGAUCUGAUCAUCAGAACGAGGAAUAAUACCUGGAUCGACUUGGUUCUCCAAACAGAUACCAUCCUCCAGCCCCCGCAUCCGAUCCACAAGCACUCGAAUAAGCAUUUUAUCAUCGGUCAGGGGAAUGGCACUUUCACUUGGAGUUCAGUCGCAGAAGCUGUACAGGCUAUCCCCGGUAACUUCAAUCUGCAGACUCCGCAGUAUCGUGACACCUUCCAUACGUUGCCGGCUGUCACAGGCCCGACUUGGACGGUUAUUCGGUAUCAUGUUGUCAAUCCCGGUGCAUUCCUGAUGCAUUGUCAUAUUCAGGUUCAUCAGAGUGGGGGGAUGGUUUUGGCGAUGUUGGAUGGGGUCGACGUUUGGCCUACUGUCCCGCCGGCCUAUUUGAUUGAUUCUGGGUUUUAG
Molecule: messenger RNA, 1779 nt
Organism: Penicillium robsamsonii
Lineage: Eukaryota; Fungi; Ascomycota; Eurotiomycetes; Eurotiales; Aspergillaceae
Product: multicopper oxidase
Exons: 3
Coding region: 1-1779 (592 amino acids)
Molecular function (GO): oxidoreductase activity; copper ion binding
Source: RefSeq, a predicted model, not a curated record